Molecule: messenger RNA, 4059 nt
Organism: Exaiptasia diaphana
Lineage: Eukaryota; Metazoa; Cnidaria; Anthozoa; Actiniaria; Aiptasiidae
Product: XK-related protein 6
Exons: 3
Coding region: 153-2237 (694 amino acids)
Cellular component (GO): membrane
Source: RefSeq, a predicted model, not a curated record
AAAAAGUGAAUGCGGAAUACAGAUCCUUUUGUUUAGAAAUAUUUCAAGUAUUUCUCCAAAUUGAACGCAAGUUUAGAUAAGUACCACAUGGCUGAGACGGACCAACCACAAAUAUGAUCAAUAAGUGGCUUAUGCWCUAAAYGAAAGCUGGAAUGAUGAUUGAUCCYGAACGUUUGGACGAAGAAGAACUAAUAGUAUCUGAAUUAACAGAGAAGGACAAGCAAAUAGUUGCGAAAUUUAAUCGUCAGAUAUCCAAUCAUUCAGUCCUGAGCAUUCGAAGUAACGAUGCACUUGAUGAAGACCGACAAAGCCGCGAMGAAARCGAAGAAAUCACUGAGGAAGAUGCUCGUCGUCUUCAACAAGUCAUUAAUGUUUUUCAGAAUUACAAAAAGGUUAAAGCUUUAAAUUACGAAGAUGAUAUUGAUGGGAGAAAAUACAAAAGAUUGUCGUCCGACCAAAGCUUUGAAUUCCUUCUCACUUCGAGUUCUGAUAGUCGAUACGUAAGCCCUGGCCGKUUCCACGUGCUUCUGACUGAAGAAUCCAAGAAUAUCGUUAAAGAAAUGAACACUUUGAUUCAAAGAGGUGCACGAAGAACUCAAUCAACUGAAUGCUUGGUUGAAAAAAAGGAAAACUAUCAGCUUGGAAGUUCAUAUGCAAAUCAGGGAAAUCAUUCGAGUGUUCAUAAUGGUUUCAUUAAUAACAGACUUCAAAUGCUCAGUCCUGAGAGUAUAAAUCUUCAUUUUGACAAUCAAAGGCAAUUUCCUUAUAAUCAUCCGAACAUUAACAACAGCGGCGAAGGAAAAAUCCCUUGGAACAACAUAACAACGAAUGGUCACGCAAUCUAUGAGGGCAUUAGUCACGCAAAUGGUCAYRCUGCAUGGAAUGUCCGUCCUAAAGAAAGAUUCCGUUGGGCCGUAAAGAAGAUAAUACGCGAAGAGAGGGAAAGGAAGAAAGAAAAACGCGAGAAAAAGAGGAAAGAUUAUUUACAGAAACUUUGGAAAAGGCGAGGSGAUGUYGGAUGGUUUGGUCUUUUUCUAACUCUAGUUGGUCCAUGUGCUUUUCUUGCUGACAGCGCAACGGAUCUAAAAGUUGCGAGUGACCAUUUUUCCACCGGCCACCCCUGGUGGGGUACAUUUACAGUCAUGCUCGUYAUAUUUCCAGCCAUCUUAAUGAACAUUGUGUCCUAUUGUUUCUACAARGACGACGAACUGCAGGCUAAAAGAAAACCWGAGAGUGGAUGGAGAGCUGUUAAGAUCACUCACUGUUUACAGCUAGGCCUGCUUGAAAGGUAUUGGCGCAUCUUCAUCAAAGGCUACCAAAUCAAGUUCAAAAGACUUCAAGAUGUUACUCAAUAUCAGCUCUACAUCGCCAUGAACCUCGACACUGCCAUGCUUCAAAUGAUACUUGCCUUCACUGAAGAUGCACCYCAACUAGUUUUACAACUUUAUGUCCUUAUCCGUCGAAAACUUGUGGAAAAAUUGAUCUCAACAAGUCUGCAAGACAUGUGGACAAUGGCUUCAAUUUGCUUCUCAUUUAUAUCUUAUUCCCGUGCUUUAGUAAACUACAUUAGCUGUUUGAGGGAUUCCAAAGCAGACAAAGGACAAUUAAGAUGGUAUGGUUAUAUAGCAAUGUGGUUUUGGCGUGCAUUUAUGUUCAUUUCCAGAAUAUUAGUACUUGUCUUCUUUGCAACUGAAUUCAAACUUUGGUUCUUCUUUGUUUUGUUUCUCCACUUUAUAACUAUUUUGGCCAUYACUUGGAAACACAAAGUAAACUUCUUCUCCGCUCAAAAGGGUCUCCAAGUGUUGAUACGCAUCACCAUCGCUUACAUCCAUACAUUUUGCUACUUUAUACUUGAGGCACGUAAAACAGUUAGAUGGGCUGUCAAAUACUAUCUUUUGAUUGCCAUUGAGGCUGUAGUCUUUUCUACCCUGUGGUUCACCAACAAUACCCGUUAUGUUUCAUUGAAAUUUGAGCUUGCUGGCAUGUCUCUUAUCUUUCUUUCAUUUGGACUGGGCCUGUUAAUGAUGGUCAUGUACUAUAAGUUUCUGCAUCCAAAGUUCAAACGACCACAAACUAAAUGGUACAAAAAAAGCAUUCCAAAGGAGGAACUUUGUGAGAAUUUGGAGAACGAGAAUGAAGAUGAUAGAGAGGAAAAUGAAGGUGAUAUCGAGCAUGGAAUUCAUCUUCCAGUUAACAGAGCUGCAAGUAUGAUAAAGCAAGUUGGAGUGUGGGUUUGAGUACGGCCCAACAGGCAACAUGAGGACUUUCAGUAUUUAUUAUCACAGACUACAUGUAGCUGAGAAAUUACAUAAGCCGCAAUUAAAAGUUAGAGUCAAAGUUGUCUUUGAAAGUCGAGUUCUUUGCGUUUUUGUGGGGGAUUAAUUAGCGACACCAAAGACAAGUAAAUCACUUGCUUUCUCAGCGGGAAUUCUUGAAAAUAUAUGUCAUCAAUUAGGGUUUGCUGGAAAAGAAAACUGAUACUACACACAGGGCACGACAAAGUUUGUAAAACUGAUUUACCUACCAGCUAUUGAGAAAUAUUAGGCAUUGCUAAUUUAUAUAUUUCAACACAAUGAUUUUUAACUAAGCCUAUGGAAGAAUAAAAAACAAAAAAAAAUAUUUGCGAAUACAAACACAUUGAGAGCUGCAUGGCUUACAAUAACUCGGUGAUUACACAUUAUGACAUUACAUGAUGGACAAACAAUUUCGAUAAUUACUGUAAAAUGUUUAUCGUAUAUUUGGUCGCUUUAGAAAUCAUACAUAUUGCAUAUUAGCAGUACUAUUAUUUAGUAUGUUCAAACUAGUAGUAUUCCACAAGCGUAUCCAAGCUAUCAAAUUAAACUAUUCAAAAAAAAAAUGAUCCCUAGACUACAGCACGUACAGUUUGGUGUGCCGAUUAUAACACGUUUGCAGCACCUCUGCAGUAUCAAACUGUUCACUCUAAAUCUCGUUUGAGGCUUCUUAUGAUUAUUCCAGAUACCAGUACAUAAAUCAAUGCCAAUUGAAUCAAAAAUAGCUUACAUGUCCAAGUAAAGCACUAGAGAAAUUAUAAAACUACUCACAUCUUCACACUGCUGUCACCCUGUGUGGUGGAUGUUUGCAAAUUUCCUCUUUCCUCAGCUGCUAUUUAUUAGAGUGGUUUUCCGUCAAUCAUGAAAAGAAAUAGACCAACUAGUUAGUAGCAAUGAGUACUAGACUACUCAAUAUAACUUUUAGACAUAUAAACUAUAAACGAAUAGUUAACAAACAACAGUUUGAAUAAAUUAAAGGUUUAGUUUAAUUAGUUACUAUAACAAAAACGACCAUUAAAAUAAACAAAACUUGUUUUUGUUAUGAAUAUGUUUAUACCUAUCAAUCGGAUACAAGCUAGACUAUUAGUAUUGGUCWAUUACAAACUACWACUAACUAUAACACUUAUUGUGCUUUCAUGGUUGACGGAAAACCACUCUAGUAUUUAGUUUGAUUUUAUUUCAUGGGUUUCCUGCAUCUGCUCUAAUACACUUUAAAAUAAAAAAUUAAAAAAACCUUGUGGUUUAGUGAUAAUAAUACAUGUAUAUCUUGAUUAUAUGUAAUUAUUAUUAUUAUGAUGGCGUAAGUAAUGCCGAAACAUGUCAAAUAUACCACAUUUAAAAAUCGUAAUCGUCAUUUUAAAUAAUAAUUAUGUUAUACAAAUCAUAAAUCAGCAAUAUAAAUCAAACUUCAAAAUUUAAAAUCCAAGUUGAUUGACAAUCCAUAUAGUUGAUUAAGCCACUAGAUGUUACACACUACGCAUAAAAAUUACCAUCAUCAACUUGUCUGAAAGAGAGGAUAUUACAUGRGCAUGCAGGGAUACGCAUUUUAUCUUCAAGUGUUGAAAAGAUCUCCAAGCGACCAUGUAAUAUUCUGUUUUUCAUAACAUUACAUAUUAAAGCAAAUUUUGUCUUACUUCCACUUUAUAGAGAAACCUUGUUAUUUUCACUAUGGAGAAAUGGAGAAAUAUGUAAUAGGUAUUUCAAGAGAAAUGGAGAAAUAUAGGUAUUUCAUAGAUAGAGCGGAUUUCGUAUGAGUGGGACACCGUUA